Messenger RNA from Mixia osmundae IAM 14324, 2505 nucleotides. RefSeq lists its product as uncharacterized. Bases 1 to 2505 code for a protein of 834 amino acids. The record is from RefSeq and is a predicted model, not a curated record. Gene Ontology annotation, cellular component: cell projection; cytoskeleton; plasma membrane. Gene Ontology annotation, biological process: establishment or maintenance of cell polarity; actin filament organization; small GTPase-mediated signal transduction. Gene Ontology annotation, molecular function: GTP binding; GTPase activity; protein kinase binding. Lineage: Eukaryota; Fungi; Basidiomycota; Mixiomycetes; Mixiales; Mixiaceae. The transcript has 8 exons.
AUGAAUGCGCUGGCCUAUACAGCAUCUUCGAGUCCAUCCCUCGGUCUGCCGGCACGUCAUCACAUUUCGAAAGGCGCAUUGCAACUUGUCUUGCGUACCGCCGUUCGGCAGCCUCGGCGAGCGACAAAGAUGACUCAAUCUAGGCCCAGCACACCAGAGCUGGAUCGCGAGAAAUUGCUAGCGAAGAUCCGAGACCUGGAAGCCCGCCUACGCGCUCUCGCACCCGCCAAAGAGCCCGAAAUGCCUGUGCCGACACAAAGCGCAAGACCCAGCGGCAAGGCCAACAAGACGUUUGACUUUCGCCGAUUUGCUCGUCGUAAAGUUGCCCUUCGAUUUUGCUAUGAUGGCUGGGAUUAUUGCGGGCUGGCGAGUCAAUCGACGCCUACGCCUUUACCAACCGUUGAGGACACGAUUUUGGCUGCAAUGCGUAAAGCCCGCUUGAUACCCGCACAAGGUGACGCUCCCUCACUAGAGUCGCUCGGCUUCUCGAGAUGCGGCAGAACGGAUCGCGGUGUUUCCGCUGCCAAUCAAGUCAUUGCGCUGUAUCUGCGCAGCCAGCUCAGCCUCGAACAGCUCAGGGAGGAAUGCGGUGACGACGCCCGGAUGAGCUACAAUGAAGCCCUCAAUCGCGAUGCCGCACGACAGAGAGCGACUGUACCUGGCUCAGGCGCCAUCACGCGCGUCGACUGCGGCCCUGCACCCCAACGUAUGUACGACGAAUUAGACUAUGUCGGUAUACUCAAUCGCAUCCUGCCUGCUUCGAUACGAAUACUGGGCUGGUCAGCAGUCGAUGCCGAGUUCGAUGGUCGCUUCGCCUGUCUAUGGCGGCAGUACAAAUACUUCUUCUCAUUAAGCCCAUUGGGCCUUGAGCUGGAUCCGAUGAGGGAAGCUGCUAGCAGGCUCGAGGGCGAACACGAUUUCCGUCAUAUGUGCAAGAUCGAUGCAAGCAAGCAGAUCACAAACUAUAGACGGCUCGUGCUGUCGGCUACCAUCGAUCCAGUGGAGACCGGUCUCGGCAGAGACGCAAAAGGACAACAAGAUCUAUACGUCCUCAACUUGAAAGGAACCGCAUUCUUGUACAAUCAAGUGCGACAUAUGAUGGCACUCCUCUUCCUCGUCGGCAGCAAGCGAGAAUCACCCGACGUCAUCGAUGCACUCUUCAACGUGGCAACAGAAGCGGAUCCCAAACUUGCUACUGGCGCAUUGCUCGGCAAACCGGCGUACGAGAUGGCAGACGAUCUUCCUCUCGUUCUGUGGGAUUGCGGCUAUCCAGAUGGGAUGCUACACUGGGAAUCAGAUGGAUCUGUCGCGUCGUCGAACGAGUCCAGGUUGGCGCUCAGCAGUACGCCUGCCGUUCUACAUGCUGCUCUCACGCGCAACAGGAUCAAAGCGACCUUGCAGCAGCAUUUCCUGCUUGCGUCGGACAAAGACACGCCCGUGCUCGAUGCGCGUGCCUCCAUGGGCGCCUACCUCGAUCAUGGCGGCGGAAAGCUCAGCUCACAAGGUCAGUAUGUGCCCUUGCUCAAACGUCCCCAGCUCUUGUCGCCUGAGGAGACCAAUAGGAGAUGGCUCCUCAACGAGCUCAGACGCUCACAGAUUGCAUCUGCCGUCGAAUUAGAACUCGCCACGAGAGCGCAUUGGCUAGAUAGACCUUCAGACCGCAUUGCUACUGAGCACAGCAAGUCCGAGGCUGACUUUGACCGCUCUCGAAAGCUCGUCAAAGCGCUUGCUAGCACAGCGCACCGUCAGCGCCCACAGCCAGCCUAUAUCGUCUGCAACACCGUAGAGAGGAAACGACGCCCUUUACUCGACAAAAGGUUCCAACUCCCUAUCCCCUCCACAAUCCCCAGCGAUCGUGCUUGUCGCUUUCCUGAGCAUCGAGCUGAUCGAGCCAGCCGCUUCCUGCUCGACAGCUCCAGCAUGCAAGCUAUCAAGACCGUCGUCGUGGGCGAUGGUGCCGUCGGCAAGACAUGUCUACUCAUCAGUUACACGACCAAUGCGUUCCCGGGCGAAUACAUUCCGACCGUCUUUGACAACUAUUCGGCCAAUGUCAUGGUCGAUGGCAAGCCAAUCAAUUUGGGCCUGUGGGAUACGGCAGGUCAGGAGGAUUACGAUCGAUUGCGACCACUUUCCUACCCGCAAACCGACGUCUUCCUCGUCUGCUUCAGUCUCGUCAGCCCGCCAUCCUUUGAGAACGUCAGAACAAAGUGGUAUCCCGAGAUACAGCAUCACGCGCCCAACGUGCCCAUGAUCCUUGUUGGCACGAAGCUCGAUCUACGUGAAGAUAGAGAUACGAUCGAGAAGCUGCGAGAGAGAAGACAGUCACCCAUCGCCUAUCCACAAGGCCUCUCGCUCGCAAAAGACAUUGGCGCCGCACGAUACCUGGAGUGCUCUGCUCUGACGCAAAAGGGACUCAAGAACGUCUUUGAUGAAGGCAUCAGGGCUGUUCUUGCACCGCCUCGGCCAAAAGAGUCACGCAAGAAGAAUGGCUGCGUGGUCUGCUAG